AUGCUGGCCUUCGGUUCCUUAUUCCGAGAAAUCCGCCGUUGGACCGAUACUUUCACCGAUGAGGUUCCCGGCGCAAGUUUACUCAUGUUGGCGGACCUGCAGGAGGAACGAGGAAUGUCCAUCCUGGACGAGCGUUUCGGAGACUCUCUGGAAUGCCGUUUUCCAUUGUUCGAGUUCUUGAAACCAGCGAGUCUGCCCCUGAUGGUCUUGUUGUACCUAUGCAUGAUGUGUGCUCUCGUGUGCGUCGUCCUGGGCUUCGCUUAUAAAUAUUCUCUCUCUGUCUACACUGCCAUCUACUGGUACAUUUUUCUUGGAGAUAAAACUCGCUGGAACAAUCACAGUUACCUGUACGGUCUUCUCUCGAUCAUUCUCCUGACCUCUUCUGCGGAUAAAUGUCUGAGUUUGGUUGCACCAUCGAUCUCAAACACUGUGCCCAGGUGGAAUUAUCUAUUCUUGAGGCUGCAGAUAUUUCUCGUUUAUUUCUACGCCGGCAUAAAGAAGUUCGACGCGGACUGGCUGGGGGGCUAUUCGAUGCGAGGUUUAGGAUACCAUUGGGUUUGGUCUCCACUAAGGUGA
Molecule: messenger RNA, 576 nt
Organism: Galendromus occidentalis (western predatory mite)
Lineage: Eukaryota; Metazoa; Arthropoda; Arachnida; Mesostigmata; Phytoseiidae
Gene: GC
Product: gamma-glutamyl carboxylase
Exons: 4
Coding region: 1-576 (191 amino acids)
Biological process (GO): peptidyl-glutamic acid carboxylation
Molecular function (GO): vitamin binding; gamma-glutamyl carboxylase activity
Source: RefSeq, a predicted model, not a curated record